AUGGCUUCGCCGAACACCAAGAUGCGUGGAAGCCCUUUGCAGACUCCCGGCAAUGUUAGAAUCGUCGUUCUCAUCCAUGUAGGCGACAUCACUGUCUCCUUUGAGAAGUGGCAGUUGGCCCCGACAAAUGCCGUUGAUGGUAAGUUCUACAUCCCAGAAUCUGACCCAAAAUUUGUUGGCAACCCAUUUGAAGCCGAGUCCUUGAUGUCGAUACAACGGCUGCUCUUCAGGUUCUCGCAUGGACUAUCCUCGAGUAUCUCGGGGAGCCUCUGGAAGAGGAUGUGGAGGGCAUUGUUCCUUCAAGCGACACCCCACACUCAACGCCAGCCGGGCUUGAGCCUGGGGAGAUCCCCCUCAGCGCCUCGGAGAAAUUCCCAUGCUACCCUUCCGGCAACGCGCCCCCGCUGCAAGUCCCCACAGUACCAUGAUCGGCACAUCCGAUCAUACGACCCAUCUCCUGGACCCGGCCCGGAGCAGCAGCGCCAGUUCUGGACACUUCGCACCCUCAAAUCAAAGCCACUAAGUGGCAGUCGAGGUCAACGACAAGGCCAGCCGGAAAAGGAAGCGCUCCUCAUCCACGGAUUCACUCAUCGAAUCUGCCAGUUGCAACAUCUCUCUACUCUACAGAGAGGUUUCAUGCAUAUUCACCUUGAAGUCCCACAGUUGCAUACGGAGGUCGCAACGCCUGAUCUGUUGCCUCACCAGGCCAUGCAGAGAUGA
Penicillium mononematosum is the source of this 720-nucleotide messenger RNA. RefSeq lists its product as uncharacterized. The record is from RefSeq and is a predicted model, not a curated record. The transcript is spliced from 2 exons. Bases 1 to 720 code for a protein of 239 amino acids. NCBI's taxonomy places the organism in Eukaryota, Fungi, Ascomycota, Eurotiomycetes, Eurotiales, Aspergillaceae.